Messenger RNA from Paramecium sonneborni, 808 nucleotides. Lineage: Eukaryota; Ciliophora; Oligohymenophorea; Peniculida; Parameciidae. The record is from the annotation of a GenBank genome assembly.
AUGAAAUCAAAUCGGCCUUAAAGAGCAGUAACAACAGUAGAGACAGUAUAUGAUAAAAGUGCUUUCAUUCAUAGAAAUCCAAAAACUAUGUUGAGAGAGCUAUUGUAUGAAUAAAAUGUAUAGUAAAAUUAAGAAUUAAAGAUGAUAUAGGCUUAAAAAGGCAAAGAAUAAAAAAUGCAUAAGGUUCCAUCAAAUUCCUAUGUCUUACAGAUAUUCUUUAGAUAUACCAGAUUUAGAUGAAUAUUUUGGGAUGAAAGAUUAAAUAUAGAUUGAAAAUUGUGUAAAAGAUUGUAAAAAAAAAGUGAACACUUGUAGAAACAGAUUAGAACAUUUAAAGUUUAAGAUAGAUGAUUAAUAUACUUAAGAAAUAGAAGAUAAAUGUAUUAAUGAAUUAUAACAAAUUUAACAAACAAAAAAUAAUAAUCCUAAAUAAGAUAGAAAAGAUGAUAUCUAUUAUUAAAGAAGAAUUCAUUCAACUAUUUCUUAAAAUUAUGAAAAAAAAACUAAUCAAGUAAAUAAGUUUAACUAAACUUUAUACUUUUUAAUGAAUAAUCGAGAUAGAUCGUUAGAAGAGAAAUCAGAAAAGUUAAAUAGAACAAUAAUAGGUUAAAAAUUUUUGGAUGAUACUCAGAAUGAAUUAAAGAAAUCUUUAAAUUAUAGUAUAAAACAAAGCAUAGAGUAGAAAACAAAAUUUCUUUCCUUAUUAUAAACUUUAUAAAAGAAAAAAGAAAGUAUAGAUAAUUUAUAAAGGAAAAGAUUGUAAAACUUAAGAAAUCAAAUAUAAUAAGGAUAGUAUGUGGAAAUAUGA